This is a messenger RNA of Acanthoscelides obtectus, 341 nucleotides long. NCBI's taxonomy places the organism in Eukaryota, Metazoa, Arthropoda, Insecta, Coleoptera, Chrysomelidae. The record is from the annotation of a GenBank genome assembly.
CAGUAAGAAACUAAUGUUUACAGCACUAAUUCACCGUGAGUACACAUCUAGAUCUGUCAUCUCCAUCUGGCACGGCAAGCGAGGGAAAACAAGUGAACAGCACCGAGUGAGCGUCGGCGAGAUCAAAGUUGGCGUAGCUGUCAGAUUCCGGAGCAGAUUCGACGUGACAUUAGCCUACUGCGACUGGAGCGCUGCUAGAAUAAGUGAAAAAGGAAUACAACCCAAUCUUCAGUACGAAUAAGUGAUUCUUCUAAGCUUAUUUCAAAAUUCACUUUACCUAUACCAUUAACACUUUGUUAGAUUGCAACUUGUAUAGAUGACGAAUUAAAUGCAAUUACGAG